AAUUUCGGGUGGAGGAAAAUCAAUUUUUCUUUAACACUUUCCAGUUAUGAGCCGUUUUUGAAAAAAGGUUUCAGACACAUUCUAUUCACGAACUCAAAGUUGAGACCAAUGUUUAACGCAUUAUUUUUUUCAAACAUUAUUUUGACUUGUCAAUUCUAGACUAAAGAGAUAACUUUACCAGAAGUCAGAAUCGGAUUUCCCGCGAUCUGUCAGAUUCAUUGUUAUCAUGGACAAGGCGUCCCGUGCAAUAAGAAGGAGUGGUGUAAAGUUACUGUCUCUCAGUAGUGGACAUGGUGACCUAAAUGUACUCGUAUCAGAUAUCAAGGACAUCAAAAACUGUGCCAAGGCUUUUAUGAAUGCUCAGAAUCUAGCUUCUCAGGAUAUGUCAAGAUGGGCAUCACAUGAAGAAAAUAAGGCUGUCCAGAUCUAUCUAGUGAUUUAUCAUUUUGACGGCAUCCAUGAAAGUCAUCUAAAGGAGUACAGACAGAUGUUUGAAAUGAUUCUGGAAGGAGAAAAACAUGUAACACAAGCUAAAGAUAACCUGGACUAUUGUCAGGAGAAAGAAAUGAAAGUUAGAAAGGAAAUGAGAAAGGUUGCUAAGAGAGCAUCAGCAAUUGAACUGAGAAUUUUACAGUCAAGAGUAGAAAUGGCAGAGAAAGCUAGGGAAGGUGCUCAGUCUGAAGUGAGUGAAAGAGUAAGAGAAAAUGAAGCAGUAAAACUGAUUAGAUUAAAAGAAGGAUUGUUGAAAAUGUCCUCAGCUUAUAUGGAACUUGCUAGCCAGUGCAAUACAAUUUUUAUGGCAGAGAGGGAUAUCGCCCUACAGCUUCCAGAUGUUCAUGGUAGAGAGAUAGAAACUAUCAAAUAUUCAGGUGCAGGAACAACACGUUUUAUAGUUGAAAAGGCCAAGGAAAAAGUGCAAUCAUACGCUAGUUCAGAUGUGUCUAGUGACCCUCCCCCACCUUACACUCCGCCCGAAUCCAGCAACAGGGCCUCAAACCAUAGAUCCUCAGCUGAGUCUUCCAGAAUCCCACAUAGUUCUUCCGAUCAGCGGCUUGUUCAGUCACAGAUAUAUGAUACACCCAAUGUAAGACCUAAUCCAGCACAACACCGCCACUCAGUGCCAUAUGAUACAAGACCUUUGCCUGGAAAUAGAAGAAGCAGUGAUUAUCAUCUUCGCUCAAGGUCCGACAAUAAUAUGUGCCAAAUGAACCAGUAUACAGAAUGUUCAGGGAUGCCUACUGUUAGAUCUAGUCAGUCCUUACCAGGUGAAGGCAUUGCCUACCCAUCUCAAGGCAUAAUAAGAGAAAAUUCUGGAAAUACUCUAUCCUCACAAGGCUCUGCACAAGGCAUAGCUUAUUCAUCUCCAGGUAUAUCUUCUACUGAAAGACGAUCAGACCAAGAAGGUGUGUCAAUGAAUGCAAUUAACCAAUCACCUGCUGAGACAUUUAUCCAUACAAACAUUGUUCAGAUUCAGCAAGUUGUAGAUUUACCACCUUUAGAAGCCAACUGUACCAAAGCUAGAGAGACUCUGGGAGCAGAAUAUAACACAGAUUCUACUAAUCCUAAAAGAUGGGCAACAGAACAUUCCAGUAGUGGUGCAGAUUUUGAAGAUAAUUUCCAGUUUGCUGAUGAAGAUGACCAGUUAUCUGAUGUGGGCACCAAUGUGCGACCAGUACCAGCACCGCGACGUUGUAGUUCAGGUGAAGGGUAUGCAACAGCUGAAGAAGAGAAUGAAGGUGCAUGUAAGGAUAAGAAUUGAUCGGAUCACUUUAUAUGUUCUACAGAGUUACUGCUCCAUCCUAGUCAGUUUAGAAGUGAUACAGUUUAACUUUAGUUAAUGACACCUUUAACCUUUACCCUGCUAAAUUUCUAAAAUGGACUGGUCCAUCAUUCAGAUUGGGCAGUACCACUUAUUAUUCAAAGGGGUGUUCUCUGAAAAUUUACUGACUGAAUAGCGAAUAGUGCAGACCAUGAUCAGCCUUAAUGGAUGUGCAGGUUGAUCUUGGUCUGCACUGGUCGCAAAGGGAGAAUCACUUGCCACCAGCAGGCUAAAGGUUAAUGACACCUAUAAAGGCAGAUCUUUUUACUUGUAGGAUCUGUUUCAUUACGAAUGUUUUUCUCCAGGAGCAUAGCCUCUUUACAACAAACAUAUACUAGUUCUCUAUAGAUGUUUCACAGGACUAUUCAUCACAGAUGUCCAGCAUAGUUCCAAGAUGAAUCAUGGGUAUUAAAUAUUUUAUCAGUAACCAGGUGAUUACUGUUUUCUGUUCAGGGUUUUGAAACUUCAUAUUUGAAGUAGGAUUUUUAUGUAAAUUGCCAAAAAAAAAAUAACUAAGUUGAACACCUGUGAGGAAGUUGUGAAAGACUAAUGACCAGUUGUUAUUACAGGAUGUUAAGUUAUCAAAGUCAUUCCAUUAUCACCUGUGUUUUAAGGUGAGAAAGGCGGCAAUAAGUUGGAUUCCAUGAUUUGGACUAUUUUGCUUAACACAAUAAUACUAUUUAUAUAUAACAUUUUAUGUAAAUGGCUUAAAACACAAACCAUUUAAAGGGUGGUCAGUCACAUUUGAGCAACAUUUUAUGAUAUUUUUCAGUUUUUAUAUAUUCUGUUAGAGAUUUAUUUAAGGAACAAAAAGAACCAUUACAUAGAGUUAGAUCCCUAAUUGGAAAUGUGUAUUUUAUUUUCUUUAUGAAAUUUUGUAAUUACCUCCCUUUGAUAUAAAAUAACUAAAAUUUGAUUUCAAUAUAAUUUCCAGUUUUACAUUUGCAUUUGAUAAAUAUUGGGAAAUGUCAACUACCUCAAACAAAAGGCAUGUUAUAAAACAAAUGUGUAGCUUCGGAUUUAAUCUGUUUUCAAUCUAUCUUGGUAAUGUGCAGCUGAGAUAGACAAAGGGAGGUAAUAAUAAUUUUAUAAAUUUGGAUUUUUAAUAAAUGUAGGCAAAAUAUGACUUAUCAAUGCAUAAAUUAUUUUAAAACACUUCCAGUGAAAAUCUGACAUAUGUUAAGAACUCGGUGAAGACAAAUAAGUGUAAGUGAUCAGUUGGUUAAGUUGUGAACAAAUACAUUAGUUGACCAAAAUCUGAUUUACUACCUAUACCUGUAUGCGACCUAUGUUUAUGUGAUACUAUUUGCAUGCAUUCCAGUGUUUCAGUAUCUACCAAUCAUUUUUGGUUAGGGAUUUACUGUUGAAAGUGUUCAGAACAUACAUACACCUUAUAGAUAUACUAAAGUCAAGGUGAUUACAUGUUGUAUUUCAUAAUUUAUAUUCAGUGAUACUUUUUCUGGCAUAUUAUUUAAUGUGAAAUGUACAAUAUUGUUAAUAUAUUAGUUAUACCUCCCAGUAAGUAAGGGGAUAUAUUGAUUUUGUGCUGUCUGUCUGUCUGUCUGUCUAAUACAAGUAUGCACAGACUACUUCUGAAACUAUCUCGGGAAUUUCAACCAAAGAUUGUAGAGGGUCAGUAUCAAGGUUAUUUUCGCAUAUUGGCAACAUUUUCUGUUCUUCUUAAUUUUUCACUGCUUUAGGUAUUUUUUAAUGAAGUUUUUCCAGACUACUUCUCCUAUACUGCUGACUGAAUUUGAAUGAAACUUCAUUGGAUAGAUCUUAACCAAGCCUAGUUGUGCAUAUUUUAUGGCUUUUUUCAUUGAUUGAUAUUUGGUGGAGAUAGGAACCUUUAAGAAAAAGCUUUAUUUCUCUACUUUUAUUCUUGCAUCAUCAUUUCUUCAUCAGUCUUAUUCAUAGUUAACACAGAAUGUAAAUAUCUUUAAAAGCUUGUUUAAGAGUUGUAUUAGGCAGGAUCAGAAUAGUAAGUCCAGAGUUAUAUGCCCUUGAUUUAUUUAAAAAGUCAUAUAUCACUGUGUUUACGCUUAAAGACCCACCACAUCUUAGUGAUUUAGUUUUUCUGCCCACAUGAAUGUCAUGAAAAUCAUUAUGAUAAUAUAGGUAUAGUACAGCUAUACUACAUGAUAACAGGUGGAGCAUUUAGGUCCUUUCCGAACUAAUUCGUUUUUACAACUUCAUCUUAUUCAGUUACUCUUUUCAGUAUAAUUUUAAAAACAUUGGUAAAUAACUGUCUUAAACUGUAAAGACAAAAUAUGGUCUAACCCUAUCUAAAUCAUCAAGUUCUAUGCAUACUGCUACAUUAACUCCAUAAAAUGUUAAGACAUUAAACACAUUGUCUUGGCCUAAUAUUAUGUCACUGUCAGUUUAUAACUAGAUACCUGUAUUUUUCAUGCAAGUCAUGUAUAAUUAUCAUGGAAGGAUCUUUAUGCACCUUCAUUUCUCAACCAAUCUUUAUAUUUACACAGACUGUGUAUCCCAAUGAGAUCUCUUUCAAGUUUGUGUAUUGGCUAUAUCAUAUUAGUAGGUUGAGAGUUAUUUACCAUUGAAUUAUCAAAAAAUGCUAUAUUUCACUGUUUACUCUAGUAUAGUUUGCAAUAAGUCUUGUAAAGUCAGUGUCAUGCUAGAGUACUGGUAUCUUCAGACGAUUGAUGAGUUAUGUUCUCUUGAUUUAGUAAUAACUUUCAGGUAACAUUUAUAUUCUAGGUAACUUAUGUAUUAGUAUAUAUAAAAGUACCAAACUUGGUAUGUGAAUUCAUGUGUGAGAAUACUUUACGCAGAUGUGGUCUUUGUGAACUUGACCUUUAGUUAAGAGCAAUGAUAGUCAGGUGAGCAAUUAAAAACCUUGUGGCCCUCAUUUUUGCAUUUGUUGAUCAGAUAUGUUGCAAACAAUAUCCUGUUUACUUUGAAUGAUUUAAUUUUUGAGUCGGCUAAACGAUGUAAUCGUUUUGACGAGUCCUUGCUAUCCAGCAAUUCUCUAAGUCUAAAUGGACCAAAUAACACAGUGAAGCGAUGUAGUUCCAUUAGAUUUCUCAAACUUCAAACAGUUCACUGCAAGAAUGAAGUUAAGUUGCGUGAAUUCCCUUUGCUAUGACCAAUAUACGAUGUAAUCUGUCAUAUUUAUGACUUGUAAUUGUGCAAUACUCGAAUGUAACUCAUUAAGCAUAAAUGUGCAUUUUAUGAAUUGCGCAGGCUUACAAAGCUUGCGUAACAUCCAGCGAAAGACAAAAAAUAGUUCCACAGGGCUCCAGGUAAGAUGCGUAUUAGCGUAAAUUACGUAUAGAAAUAAUGCAAAUACGCAUGUCUAAUAAUUUCUAAACAUAUAUAAAAUAACAGAAAUGCACACAAUGCUUUUUUAAAAACAAAAUCUGAAUCGUCUGGAUGCGUUAGGUAACAUAGCCGAUCCCGAUCAGCCUUAAUUCUCCCACAUUGAACGUAUACACGCAUCGUAUGAUUUCUAUAAACUUUGCGUGGGUUUCUACACACACACAUGAAUUUUGCAGUCAGUAAACGGAUAAAUUAACGGAAGAAGAAGCUCUUACUGGUUUGUUUAGUUACUACAGAUAUUAAAAAUGAUUUUAAUUCUUAUUUUUCGAGAAAUAAAAAAAUCGGCGAAACAUUAAAUUGUUUUUUCUUGUAGUUUUUGAAAUCGAAAGUAGAUCGUCUAUGUUUGGCGAAACGAAACAACUUUUUUAUGAAAAGAUUUAAAUAAGAGGUAAUUUAACCGUAAACUUCAAUGUCAGAUACUGCCAAUUGCUGCUAAAUGUCUUCGUAUCAUCACAAUUUGUAAAAUAUAUUGUUCAAACUGGAGAAAAGUGUAAUCGUAUCCGGAUAUAAUAUUUUGGGUAAAUAUCGAGCUGUGUUAUGAAAUUUUAGGAAAAAAAACUAAAAACAAACUAAAAUUGGUAGACUAUACUGUCAGUACAUCAAUCAUUAGCCGACUCAGGCCAUUCAGGCCUUUGAUUUAUUUUCCCUAAGCACAAACAUUGUACUCCUUAUCAUUUAUAUUUGACUUUCUCCCAACACAUAUCUUUUAUGUUAUGCAGAGAUAUUGCAUAUCAAUUUAUCAUGUCAUUUAAAUUCAGUGGUAUGGGGAGACAUGUGCUUUUGUUAAAAGCAAUCUCAAGUUCUUGUUUAAAUUUAUAUAUAUUUACAUAUUUUACUUUUUAUAUAUUGGUGCUUUUCUAUUUGCAGUGUAUAUUUUUGUCUUGUUUUAGUAGACUAAUUUGGUUUACUAGUUGUUUUAGAAGAUAGACAGUUAGAUAGAUAAAUGGAUUUAUGGAUGAUUUAUUUACCUACCUAUAGUCAUGAAAUGCUCUCGUAUAUUAACACAUAGUUAUGUUAAUUACUUAAAAGUUAUGUUAAUUACUUAAAAGUUAUGUUAAUAACUUAAUAUACAAUACAAUAUUUAUGUUAUGGUCAUUAAAGCAUAAUAGAUAAAAGGAUACUAAGAAAUCUACAGAUUUAAGUCCUGUACAUAACUGACUUUUAUGAUAUCUGUGACUGUACAAAGGAUAUGGUUACUCUUCUGCAGCAAGGGGUUGCAACAGCUAAAAAUGGAAAAAGAACUGUAAACAACUUCUUCUCAUAAACAGCUUCUCUCAUGACAAAUCUAGAUCUUUUGCCCCCUUGACUACUCCAAUUUGCCUUUCAAACCAGUAAAAAGCUACUCACAAUUUGCCAUUCAAACUAGUAAAAAAAUUCUACUCCAAUUUGUCAUUCAAAACCGUAAAAUACUGUUCUAUUUGCAUUAAUACCAGUAAAGUACUAUUCUCUUUGCAUUUUUUGGCAUUAAAGCUUUUGCUUCUACGACUUCAUCACCCUCAUAAUAUUUCAAGUCAGCAUUUGGCACUAUAUAUCACAGUUAGAAAUAAAGUUAAUGCAACAUUUUCAUAUUUUUGUGGGGUUUUUUUUUCUGCUUAAAAUUAUAAAUAUACUAUGAUGAUGUGUAUACAUAUUUGUUAAAAUAUUGACUAUUUAAUGUUCUGUUGAUCCUAUAAACAGGGUCUCAUAUUAUGGUGUAAUUGGGGUCCCAAAUUUUGUGCUCAGUUGUAGGCUUAAUUUUAUAUUUGUAAUUUUUAGCUUGUAUUUGCAGCCAUGUCACAAAUUGGUUAAACUUUUUUUAUAUAACCUGGUAUCUCCAAAUGGUUUGAAACUUCACGUUCUUGUUCACUGUUAUAUAAGACAUGCAUUUCACUAUUUCAGCACUCAAGAUUACACUUUCACAAAGUACCAGUUGUGCCAUUUUUUAGCUCGACUAUUCGAAGAAUAAGUAGAGCUAUCCUACUCACCACGGCGUCGGUGUCGGCGUCACACCCUGGUUAAGUUUUUCGUACCAGUCCACAUUUUGACAAAAUUUUGAGAUAAAGCUUUGAAACUUUCAACACUUGUUUACCAUCACCAUGUCCAGUUAUAGGCAAGAGUACAUAACUCUGUCAAGAAAUUUGACUGAAUUAUGGCCCCUUUUGACUUAGAAAUCUUGGUUAAGUUUUUCGUACCAGUUCAUAUUUUGACAAAGUCUUUUGAGAUAAAGCUUUGAAACUUUCAACACUUGUUUACAAUCACCAUGUCCAGUUGUAGGCAAGAGUACAUAACUCCAUCAAGCAUUUUGGUUGAAUAAUGGCCCCUUUUUGACUUAGAAAUCUUGGUUAAGUUUUUCGUACCAGUCCACAUUUUGACAAAGUCUUUUGAGAUAAAGCUUUGAAACUUUCAACACUUGUUUACCAUCACAAUGUCUAGUUGUAGGCAAGAGUACAUAACUCCAUCAAGCAUUUUGACUGAAUUAUGGCCCCUUUUGACUUAGAAAUCUUGGUUAAGUUUUUCGUACCAGUUUAUAUUUUGUGUAAAGUGUUUGACAUAUGGCUUUGAAACUUUUAUAUCUUGUUCAGUAUAAUGGUCUCUAUCAAUAGGCAAGAGUACGUAACUCUCUCGUCUUUUUUGGCUGAAUUAUGGCCCUUUUUGAACUUGGAAAUUGGUUCUGUUUUGUAUAUGUCCAUGUUUUGUCAAGACUAUUUGACAUAUGGCUUUUAAACUUUAAACACUUGUUUAUCAUUAUGAUUUCCAUCUGUAGGCAAGAGUACAUAACUCUGAAAACUAUUUUGACUGAAUUAUGGCCCUUUUUGGACUUUGAAAUUUGUUCAGUUUUUCUUACAAGUCAGUGUUUUGUCAAAACUAUUUGAACUGUGGCUUUGAAACUUUUAACACUAGUUUAUCAACAUGAUUUCCAUCUGUAGGCAACAGUACAUAACUCUGUCAACUAUUUUGACUGAAUUAUGGCCCUUUUUGGACUUGGAAAUUAGUUAAAUUUUUCAUAUAAGUCCAUGUUUUGCCUAACAUAUAACUUAACAUAUUUGCCAUCAUGGUCACACAUUGCCAUUUAGUGCAAGACUAAUCGAAAUCCACAAAUACAGGAACAUUUUUUGUUUAAUCCAUUUUUUUGUUUAGUCUGAAAAUCUAUGGAAAUAUUUUGACCCCAUUCUUCAAUCAAUUCUUCAAAUAGUUGAGCGCGCUGUCAUCCGAUAGCUCUUGUUUAACUAAGCAGUUUUAGGUGAAGUUUUAAGUAUGUAAGGUGGUAUCUCAAUAUCCACUAAAAGGAGUAGAUUGAAUCUUGACACUUUGUUCAUUAUGAUGAUCAGAUUCCAUAACUGCUUUAGUUUGUUAAAAAUCUGUACUCCCUUUUAACUUUAGUAUUUAUUCAUUCAGCUUCUUCAGUGACAAAGCUUUUGAAUCAUCAAGCAUUUGUGUCCACCAACAUCUCUGAUAAGCCUUUAAAUAAUAAUUGAGCCGUGCCAUGAGAAAACCAACAUAGUGGGUUUGCAACCAGCAUGGAUCCAGACCAGCCUGCGCAUCCGCGCAGUCUGGUCAGGAUCCAUGCUGUUCGCUUUCAGAUCCUAUUGCAAUUAGAGAAACUGUUAGCGAACAGCAUGGAUCCUGACCAGACUGCGGGGAUGCGCAGGCUGGUCUGGAUCCAUGCUGGUCGCAAACCCACUAUGUUGGUUUUCUCAUGGCACGGCUCAUAUAUUGUUUGCUGAAGUUCCUUAAAAUCAGUUUCACAGAACAAUGGAACUACAAUGGAAAACAGACAUAUGGUGAAAAUAACACAUUUGUAACAACUUUUUACAGAAUUCUGGAAAUGUAACCAAAGAAAACGUGUGUUUACUGUUGUUAAGGGAAAACUAGAUUUGUAAAAACGAGUUUAAAUUAUUGUUUAUCUAAAGUAUCCGUGCAUAUUUUUCAGCUUUAUUUUGACUUGUUUUACAAAAAGUAAUAUUUUAAACAAAGGUUUAUUCAUUCUUCAUUUCACUACUCAAAGAAUAGGCUACACUGUUGUAGUCAACCAUUUGUUGGACUCAUUGUGUCAGUUUGGUUAAGCUUAUAUCUCAGAAAACACUAGAGAAAAUAGAUUGAAACUUUACACAUUAUUGUAAAUACAACAUUCUUUGUCAGUAUUUCAUAGUAUAGCUUGUACACUUUUGUUUAUGUUCCAGAAAGCAUUAUCUGAUUAAGUGUUUUGAAAUGUCAUUAAUUCCCUUUAAUUAAUUAUAUAUGUUUAAAGGUACUCCUAUUAUUUAAAUGUACAUAUAUAAAGUUAUCAGUUUUGCUUAAAUAACAUAUCUGCUCAUUUUUAUAUACAUCUAGUCCUUUAGCUGAUUUAGUAAUGUAUUUGUAUUUAUGCUAAAUGUAAGAUUUCAUUUGUCUCCCUUUCCAUACUACUCGGAAUGCUUGAGGAAAACUUGAGAGAAUGAGUUAGAGGAAAACUUAGCAGUAUAAAUUUAGUAGGGGAAACUUUCGGAGUGUUAGUUGAGAGAGAAAUGGGGCCUCUGUGGCCCGGUGGUUAAGGUUGCUGACUUUAAACUUCUUGCUCCUAACUGAUGUGGGUUGUCCCUCAUUUCUUCAUGUGAGGAAGCCAUCCAUCUGGUUUUAUUAUUAUUAUUAUACCAGAUUUAUAUAGCGCCCUUUUCAUGAUCAAUUUCACGUUCAGAGGCGCUUUACAUAGUUCAAAUGCAGCCACACAGGGCACAUAAUUCAUCCUCUACUAGUACAGACACAGAGCGAUCUGACCAGAGGGACAGAGUGAGACAAAGCCCCCACGACAGAGAGAUCAGAAAUCAGAUACAGGCUUGUCCGGCUAACUUAGCCUAGCACUUUGUGAAUAGACAGCCUGUUUCUUUAACGUGCCCAGUGUAUAGCACUGAUACACGCAAGGAUUGCCUAGGUUCCUGACCAGUACACCUCUAGCUUAUGGAAGGUCGGUGGUUCUACCCAGUUGAUGAAAUAAUGCCCCAAGGUGCACCAGGGGUCUUCCUCCACCAUCAAAAGCUGGAAAGUUGCAUAUGAGCUAUGACUGUGACAGUAUGACAUUAAACCCAACAAAAACAAAACAAAAAAAGUUGAUAGAGAAGUUCUUUGGAGUGUUAGUUUGGUAGUGUAACCUUGAGAGUGUUAAUUUGGCAUGGAAAAACUUAGGAAUGUUAGUUUGGUAAUGGAAAAAUUGGGAGUGUUAGUUGAUAGAAGAGAACUUGGGAGUGUAAUUUUGGUAGGGGAAAACUUGGGAAUAUUAAUUGAUAGAUAAAAUCUUGGGAGUGUUAGUUUGGUAGGUGUUAAUUUGGUAGGGAAAACUUGGAAGUGUUAGUUUGGUGGGGGAAAACUUGGGAGUGUUAGUUAACAUUUUUUGUGAAUAAAUGGCAAUAUGGAGAAUAUGCUCUUGAUAUAUUUUGUCUUUUCGACUGUCCAUUUCUCCAUCCUUCAGUCGCAAAAGAUAGAUCCAGCAUUUACUUUUAUAGUUACUGUACAAGAGAUUUUGUCAUAAAACCAGUUUUAUAGAUGGUGCAUUAUUUGGAAAAUAAGCAAGUCUUUCACUUCAGUUCAAUAUAAUUAUGAAAAUAUGGUAUUUGUACUAGCAAAUAUGACAAAUGUUGCUAUUGGUAAGGAGCUUCUAUUUCUAAGGAGUUGUCUUGGUAAAUUCCAUGUUUUUUUACACAUUGCUUUCUCUGUUGAACACAGAAAAUGAACUGAUUUUUGUCCUAUAUGUGAAUGUAUAGUACCUGCUGUAGCAGGUUAUAGUGUCGGAACAAGUAACUAAUUUUUAGUGAAGCUACGACCCUUACACUUACAGUGACUUACUUUUUUGCAUACCAUUUACAUUUCCUCGACUUUGGAUGAAGAAAUUGUUGUGAUGUUGUCAUAUUUUUAAUUUCCAGUGUUUUGCUCUUCAUAUAUACUCUAUCCUGUGAAAUCACUAUGACUGCUGCAACCAGGUAUCAGGCAAUGGUAUGUUUAUACAGUGUUUUCCCUGAGAUUUCACUUAACACUUAUAAUGCUUCAAGGACUUAACACUUGUAAUGCUUCAAUGAUUUGUGGUUAUAUGUGGUAUAUUUCAUGUUCUUGCCAGGGUUUGAUAAUUCAUUCCAGUAACAGAAUAAUAAUAUAUUUUAUUUAUUUAUCUUAACAGUUCAUUUUGUAUGCACAUUAAUGCGUUUUGUGAACUAUCAUUUAUACUCUACAUAUUAAAAUGGAAAAAUA
Molecule: messenger RNA, 11356 nt
Organism: Mercenaria mercenaria
Lineage: Eukaryota; Metazoa; Mollusca; Bivalvia; Venerida; Veneridae
Exons: 12
Coding region: 227-1759 (510 amino acids)
Source: RefSeq, a predicted model, not a curated record